Messenger RNA from Darwinula stevensoni, 4479 nucleotides. NCBI's taxonomy places the organism in Eukaryota, Metazoa, Arthropoda, Ostracoda, Podocopida, Darwinulidae. The record is from the annotation of a GenBank genome assembly.
AUGAAGGCAGAGAAUGGAGAACAGAGACUGAAGAUGGCACUUGUGGAAGUAAACAGAGGAGGACUGAUGGAGGAUAUGCCUCUCAGUGCUUCUGGUGACUUUAUAAAUGAGACUAAUGGACACACCAUGAUCAAAAACUUGGAGAAAGCAUGGGAAGUAAGUGAUCCCUCACCAGAAGGUAAUAAUGCAAAUUCAGUCAAUGACCAAGUUUCUGAUGAGAAUGAUAGUGCAUUUAGCAUGGAAGAAGUUUCUGAAGGUCAGAAGCUCAUCAACAGUAUUAAUAGGAAGAGGAACUCUUCCUCAGUGAAAGUGGAAUUUAUGGGUGCACGACUUGUUUCAAAGAAGACACGUGUGAGACAGAAUAACAAGAGGAGAAGGCAAGCCAAGGUUUUCAUCCCAAGGAAGAGACGAAAGGUUUUCAGUGGGCCUGAUGUGAAGGACAGGUUCUGCUGGAUUUGUCACAAGGGAGAGAUCUCUGGCUCGUGUGGAGGCUGUCCACGUAGCUUUCAUAUUCAGUGCUUAGGGGAAGUGUCUUCCCCUGACUUCAUUUGUUCAGAAUGUCUGCAUCAGCAAGAAGAUGAUUCCAAUUGCAAGAUGACUCCAAGAGAGCUUGACAGGGUCAACACCUUACUCAUGUUUGCAUUGCAAAGGUUGAAAUCUGUCCCUGGGUGUGAUCCCUUCCUGAAGCCUGUACCCCUGAACAUCUAUCCCAAGUACAUGGAGUAUAUCUGUCACCCUCUUGACCUAUCAUCUGUGGAGUAUCAGCUGAAGAAGAAACAUUACAUGAGUCUUGACUCCUUUUUCAGUGAUGUCAAGUGGAUCCUCCAUAACUGCAUUGUCUUCAACUCAUCUGAUUCUCCUUUGACAACUGUUGCAAAGAAAAUUGUGAAGUUAUGUCGAGAGGAAAUUUCUGAGAUUCGCGUUUGUCCUGAUUGCUACUACCACGCUCAUAUUCAACCUGAGACUUGGUUCACCGAAACCUAUCCCCAUGUGCUGAUCUGGGCCCGAAUGAGGUCUUUCCCAUUUUGGCCUGGGAAGGCCAUGAGAUGCACAAAUGGAAGUGUUGAUGUACGGUUCUUUGGAGCUCAUGACAGAGCAUGGGUCCCCUUGAAGCACUGCUUCCUGUACAGCACAGAAUGUCCAGGCUCCACCAGAAAUCGUAGGUUUCGUCAGGGGAUUCCUUUCAAAGAGAUCCAGGCUUACAUCUCAAAGGUAACUGCCAAGUUUGGCCCAUUCAGGAUUUCCCCUCCGAAGACACCUCUUCCUGCUGAUGACUGGAUAUCUGUCCUACAAGCUCAGUGGCCAAAGGGUGAAUUUACUGGGAUGGUGACAGCUCCUCUUCAGGACCCUCUUACACCUCCAGAUUUCUCUUUGACCAGGAAGCAAUGUAAUGGAAAGAUUGCCAGGAAUACUGUGAAACUUGCUUCUGAUGAAGUUACAGGCCCUGCUCGAAGGUGCCUUGUAUCCCGUAAAACGUCAUCGGGGAAGAUCCUGAGGAUUCUCGGCCCUUCCAAACCAUCUUCUCAGCCACACCAUGAUCAGCAGAUUUCCCUGAAGAGGAAAGAUGGUGGAAGACGACGUCGCAAAGCAGGCAUGCGCAGAAGACCCAUUGUUACCAGACAACAAGUAGGCCCCAAUGGAAUGAUCCAAGACAAGGAGGAAUUCUCUGAACACAUAGCUGUAAAGGAGGAACCUCUCCAGCCGGAAUCAAGGAGUGAUCUUUCUGUGAUCUUUCUGAAUGCUGUAGAACAUAGGCCUCAGGUUCACCUCAAGCCACAAUCUUUACUCCAGGCACAAUCUCUCCACAGAAGAGAGUCCAGGAGUGGAGGUGGGAAAUUUAAUAAUACCACCACUUGGACUCAAGUGAUGGAAAGUGCUGUGCAAUCUAAGAACAAGGAACUGGACAGGGUAACACCACCCAGUAUGAGCAGGGAGACCACUCAAAAUGGUGCUGAAAAUGAGGAAAGGCAGGUAUUAGAGGAAUCUGCAUCCCACGAUGGAGUAGCAUCCCCUGAUGCAUUCACUGGAGAUGCAUCCUCCCAUGUGUCAAAUCCAAGGAACAAAGAUAGUGAAAGUUCCCAGGAAGAAGCCUCUAUGGACUUGGCUAUGCAUAAGUUUUUGGGCAGUUUGCACUUGCAGGCAAUGAAUGCUACAGAAGUAGAAGUUGAAACACCAGGAGAGGAGAGUGUAGAAGAAGACCCUCUGGCCCUUGAUGGACCAGAGCCUGAAGAACUUGAUGCAGCUCCUGCUCCCACAAGGCUCCAAGUUAGCUCAAGUAUCCAGAUCUCCAUUGUCGACCCCUCAAAUCCCAAACCUUCAUCUUCAAAAUCAGUGGAGAGGGAAGUGGAAAUAGUGAAAGUGAAUGAAAAGGGGGAGCUUCAGAAACAUGGGUCUGCAAAGAGAGGUUUCAGCAGUGAAUAUGUGCAGAACCUAGAAAAGGUGAUUGAAUCUGUGACUGACAAACAUCCAAGGCUUAAUAGGCUCCCAAAUGUGAUGCAACAGCCUAAAGUGACAACAAACCCAAAAAGGGCAAAUGUGACUAUUGUUCCGAUACCAUCAAAGUCCAGUGGAAAUUCUUUUGCUCAGGCAUUGAAUGCAGGUCCUCCGAAUGUUGUCUGGAGGGGCAGAGCUCCAGUUGUCUCAAAUGGAGGAAUCUCUGUGAAGGACUUUGCUCAUCCUGCUCCUGGAAAUUGCUUUUCUCCCAUUUUGCAAGCUCCAAAGGGAGGAGCAGUGUCAUUGAUGAAUGCCAUAGCAGGAACAUCCAGCCCUCUUCCUGCCAGCCCUGCCUCAUCUUCUAUGACAACAGUGUUCAAUGCUGAUGUGGGCCCUGUCCAUCGGGAGGUCUUCGAGAGCUUACUACGAGAGACAGGGAACAUGGGGAGCCCAGAGGCCACCAUCAAAACCCUUCAGCUGGAAAAUGAGCGACUGAAAUGGAAGCAUGCACAAGAGAUGACUGAAGUGAAGAAGAGUUUUGAGCUACAGCUGCUAGAACACAAGAAACUGUUUGAUCUGGAGUCACAAAGGCUAAGGCAAACUUGGGAACAGGAAACAAAGAAGACGAUUGAAGAAGUGAAGAAGAAGCAGUGGUUUGUCAUUUCUGCUCAAAUGGAGAAGCACUGGCCCAUGCAUGUGGACACCUGUUCUCAUUCCACUGAAAAUAAUGACACCCCUAUGGCUCCCAAUCAGGACAUCUCCACUGCAGAUGAGGAUGCUGGAAACACAUCUAUUGAAGCUGUAGAAAUUGGUACCACCUGGGUGCCUCAAGUAGUUUGUGGGAAUGAUGCAAAGCCACGCCGCACUCGAUGCCAUGUGUGUAGUGGGUGUAAGGAGAAGCAGAAUUGUGGGACCUGUCGCUAUUGCCUGAAUAAGAGAAUGCGUAAGGCAUGUAUCAAGCGCCGCUGCAUCUCCCUUCACCCUCGAAACAAGAUAAUUGAAAAAGGCGUGAUAUCCUGCAAGAGCCCAGAGGAGAGGAUGUCUCCAGCAUCAGGGAAUGGAGAGAAUGUGAGCUACCCAAUCACAGUGUCCCCAAGUGAUCACGUAUCCCUUCACAGCCCCUCCCCUCCCAUCUCCACUUCCUCUGCACCCGACCCCAUUACCGCCCUCUCGCAUCAGCCACACAUCCUUUUCUCUUCCCAACCCCAGGCACUGGAUCAGUUACUACAUGAAGGAGGAGGAGUGGCACCAGCAGCUCUAUUAUAUCCGUGCCCGGUCAUAAUAUGCAGUGACCCGGAGAUUUCUUCUCCUCCUCAUUCUGAUCCUUCUCCCUCCUGUUCACAUUCAUCUUCUGCUCCUCCUUUCAUCUGAUUAUGUCUGGAUGGUUCCUGGGACUGGAGAUAUUGAGCCAUCGUCAUCGUCUCAUCUUCCAUCACAUGAGUCAUAUGCAAGGCAACUUGUGCUGCAUGGCGGGAGCCUGCCUGGACCCUUUCCAGCCAGGCAGCCGGUCUACUUUUGACUGCUCUCUUGCUCAUGCACCUCUUGCAUGCUUUGCCUUCCUCUGUUUUUUGAAGGAAAUGUUGCAUAAUUUAUUGCACCAUGUAUUUCUACGAACCCCUUUUUAAGAGAGAGAAGCGCCCCUUGGGGUUAUGGAUUUUGUGAUAGGUUAUGGAAGGAUUAGAGAGCGAAGAGACUCUAAUGUUGAGGACGUUAGUUAUCUGUUGUUACAUUAAUGAAUCUCACUCUUAAAAAGCAAUGAUGCUAGUUUUCUUCCUACGUAUACUUUGUAUUUCUCAUGUUCAACCAGAAAGCAGUACCUCAGCCAAAAGAUGUAUGGUUUACAGGGCCACUCAGAAUGUGACUUCCAAGAUCUUCUGUAUCUUCGAAUUCUUGUAUGUUUCAUUGCGGCUUUUUUCCGAGCCCCUCUGUGAUAAGUGAAUAUUAAAAAUUGAUGCUGGUACAGGUUUGGAAACAGAUGAAGUGAGGGGUGCUUUUUUUGUUCUCAUGUUCAGCUGAGAGAUGCAAAUAAAAGACUGUCAAUGCUAC